Messenger RNA from Thlaspi arvense, 2113 nucleotides. NCBI's taxonomy places the organism in Eukaryota, Viridiplantae, Streptophyta, Magnoliopsida, Brassicales, Brassicaceae. The record is from the annotation of a GenBank genome assembly.
AUGUCAAGAAACGCAAAUAGAAAAUCCAAAGACUAUAGUUGGAUAAUGGAUUCACAAGCGCAGUUGCAACGUACUCAUGGUCAACAUAAAGAAGAGGAACCAAUUAGGAUUCACCAUCCAGAGGAAGAGGAGCAUCAUGGGAAAGGACCAGCAAAAGUUCUGAAGAAAGUGAAGGAAAAAGCAAAGAAAAUAAAGAAAGCUCUAACUAAACACGGACAUGGUCAUGAGCACGAUCGCGGAGAACACAUCCCCGACGAUCACGAUCUAGAUCAGGAAGACGAUGUAGAUGAAUACGAAGACGAAGAACUCCACGGUGGUGCACAAGCACGAGGAAAAGCUCAGAUGUCGGACCCGUUGAAGGAGGAGAUGGUCCCUCCAGGCACGAAAGUUUUUCCGGUCGUGUCCUCUUCCCACACCAAAACCUCGGAGCCAAUCAGAGGAGUUGAACCAGUACGAGGCUCCAAUGCAUCUCACGGCCACGAAGCACUGCCUCAUCCUAUAAGACCAUCCGGUGUAUCGGAAAAAGAAGAGAGAAGAGGGGCUUCUACACUGACACCGCAUAACACCCCCGUGUCCUUGCUCUCUUCGACAGAAGAUGUCACGAGAACGUUUGUUCCUGGUGAACAACGCAGGGUCAAUAUCGAGAGACCCAGAGGAUUGGAGGAAGAUCCGGCUGCUCCGGGUGGAGGACGAGGAGCUCUUGGUGGGAUGUCGAAUUAUCAGUCCAAAGUUACUGAUCCUACCGGAAAAGUGUACAAAGUCAGCUCUUUUAAUCCAUGUCGUCUCUGUAUCUUAGCCGGUGGAGAAAUUGGAGCAACAGCGGCUCUUGCAGCUCUUGGGAGGAGGAAAGGAACAGGUGAAGAUGACCAAUUAGGGCAUGGGAGAGAUCUGCCGGUGAAAAGCCAUGGACUUGAUUUAAAAUCGGGACCCGAAAUGGGCAAACACUUACCGGCGGGAAAGUAUGGAUCUGGAUUGGGGAAAGAAUUUCCGGCGAGGAGCCAUGAAGUUGAUGUGAAAUCAGGGGCUGAUCUAGGAAAAGGUUUUCCGACGGGAACUCACGGUAUACGGAAUUACCCUGAGGGUUUUGAUUCGAAAGCUCAAGAGAGGGGAGAUGAGAUACAUCAGCCGAAUCAGAGCAGUUACACCGAUAAAGUCGCAUCAGUGACUUCCGUCGUAGCUGAUAAAGCUGCAGCGGCGAAGAACGCCGUCGCUUCGAAGCUGGGAUACUCUGGGGAAGGCGGAGACGGCCACGAGAAUCGUGUGGAAGGAGAGCAAAUUCCUAGCUCCGGUGGUGGAUACGGGAAUAAGGUUGCAGGUAUGGUGACUCCAGUUUACGAGAAGGUCAAAGAGACCGGAGCGAGCGUGAUGACGAAAUUGCCUUUCACCGGUACGGAGACGGAGACCCAGGCCCAGCAAGGACAAGAUAAGGGCGUCUCUGGCCGAGAAUAUCUGGCAGAGAAAUUAAGUCCGGGAGAGGAAGACAAGGCUUUGUCGGAAGUUGUCGCCGAGAAGCUUCAUCUCGGAGGAGGGGGAGAAAACACGACGGCGCCGGCGAAGAAGGGGAUAGUGACUCAGUCAGAGGAGGUGGAGAGAAGGUUGGGAGGGUUCUCGGAUCCAAAAUCGGAAGGAGCGAUGACACACGGGGAAGAGUUUGCAGCGGAAGGCGAAGGAGGGAUGGUAGAUAAACUGAGAGGAGCUGUGACUUCAUGGAUCUCCGGUACGACUGAGGAAGUGACUCAAAAGUCUACAGAGUCUGUUCAAGACUCGUCACAAUCAGUCGGCGCCACCGUUGGGAACAUGGGAUUUUCCGGUUCGGGAGCAGAUGGGGCGGGCCAACGCAGCGGUGAAAAGAGUGGCUCUGUGCCUGUGCAGAAGAGAUUCCAAAACUGAAAUUUGCUUCUUUGUUCUUCUAAGUGUAUGGUUUUUGUUAAAGCUUUCUAUUUUAAUGUGUGUGUGUGUUUUUGAUCCAUGGCUUAGUUUGCUGUCAUGUAAAAUAUGAAUAAGUUGGGUUAAUACUGAGCUACUUGACCACCAUUGGCUAGAAUACAGGUCGGAUGUGACAAGGCAUUGUUUAGACAAAAAGCUGAGAGAAAAUGGGCAAAAAGGUGAAAAU